AGGGAUGCCAGGAGCAACACGGCCUUGCCACCAGCCCCAACAGGUUUGCAGUGUGGACCCUGAAGUCCCUGCUGUACCAAAAGCAGUACAAGGAUGUGGUGAUGGCAAUGGAACGCAAGCGUGGCUGGGACACGCUGCUCUGUGCUGACACCCACCACUAUGCCGUGGGUCUGCUGGCCAGGGAGAUGUCCUGCAUCUCCAUACGCUCGUGUUUCCGGAUCUUUCGCUAUCUGCUCCACCUGCUCAGCAAAGAGAUGCCAUACUGGGAUCUGCCUGCCCUGGCCUUCCUGGUGGAGGUCCUCGAGCACCUGGACUUGAGUGAACGCCAUGCUGACAGAGUCCUGCAAAUCUUCUCAAGGCACCUGCAGAGUGAGUGCAGGGAGAGGCGUCACCUGGCACUCAAGGGCCUUCUCAAGCUCACUGACAAUCCCUCGAUGACCGAAAAAAUGUGGAGCCUGACUGAAAGUCUUGUGGAGCUCCUGCGGGAUGCAGAUGGAGAGAUUGUUAAGAUAACACUCAUGGUACUCAGCUUUAUAAUCUUGGACAAGGACACGCCAAUACCCAGCUCCUUCGCCCUGCAGCUGGCUCAGGCAGUCGUGCUACUCUUUGACCUCGACAAUAGCCAGGUACAGCUGCUCUCCAUGCUGCUCUUCCGAACACUGCUGACUCUUCCAUUGGAAAAGGAGAGAAAGACUCUGAAGUCACAAGUGUGCCACAGCCUGCUGCCACUCUUCUUCCACUGCCAUGAUGAGAAUCAGCGUGUGGCAGAGGCUUCUCGGGAAACGCUGAUUUGUGUGGCCAAGUUCCUGAACAGGAGAGAUCUUGAGAAACUAGUCAAGAAGGAGAAACUCUGGAUUUUCGCCAACUGCCUGCUGGCAGAGGACAGGAGCCGAGCGGCCGAGCACCUGCGCCGGGCCCUGCCCUACCUGCAGAGCCCACAGGAGCCCCUGCGAGAGGCGGCCGUCAGGUUCAUGGGGAUGGCCGGGCGGAGCUUGAGGGGGCAGCAGGGAGAGCUCCAGCUGAUCUCUGAGGCCCUUGAAGGAAUGGUAAAUGACAUCAGCCUCAGCGUGGGAAGCCUGGCAAUUCAAUCAUUGUGCAUCCUGAAGGCAGCAGAGCAGGCUCCCAUGCCAAAGUUCCAGAGGCUGCGAGAUCAGCUGCGCAGGGCAUGGAAGACACGGCCUCGUCUGUCGCGGCUCGGCUGGCUGGGCUGCUGGGGCUCUGUGGAGGGCUGAUGCAGCAGGCUGUCUUUGCUGGGGCCUCCUGAGCCAGCAGAGAUUUUAUUCAAAAUAGCUCUUUUCUUCAUUUUGUUUUCCUUUAUCAUGUAAAUAUUGAAUGUAAAUAAACAU
This is a messenger RNA of Vidua macroura (Pin-tailed whydah), 1346 nucleotides long. Its product is annotated as maestro heat-like repeat-containing protein family member 6. Bases 102 to 1232 code for a protein of 376 amino acids. Lineage: Eukaryota; Metazoa; Chordata; Aves; Passeriformes; Viduidae. The record is from RefSeq and is a predicted model, not a curated record. Gene Ontology annotation, cellular component: cytoplasm. The transcript is spliced from 10 exons.